GAGGUGCAGAAUAUUUCUCUGAUGCAGUUGAUUUCCUGGAGUUAGAGUACAUUGAUGAGCUCAGAUUGUUGUAUUAGCGUAGUUAGCAUGAAGCUUGCUAUCUUUUGUCUAUGGGUUACAUGUCCUCCGUUCUCAACAGGAAGUCAAUAUGUUUAUGAACUUACCAUCAAUGACAUCUACUGUGACACAGACAAGAAGUACUUUUCAGCAAAUUUAAAUGACAAUCUGGUACUGUAUGUGGACUUCGAGAACAAGACAGUUGUUAACACACCAUACAAUAUAAGCCAGGUGACUAAGGACAAAUACUAUAGAAUUGUGUAUGCAUAUGCUUCCAAUGAAAUGAAGGAUUUUAAGGCGGAUAUGGCAUCUAUUGCAAGAGAACUUGGUUAUCCUCCAGAGGCAAAAGAGCCACCAGUCAGUGCCGUGUAUUCCAGUGAGGAGGUGCUUUUGGGGUCUGAGAACACCCUCAUCUGUUACAUCACCAGGUUCUAUCCCCCUCAACUCACGGUGAGAUGGACGAGGAACAACAAGAAUGUGACACAGGGGGUGAGCCUAAGCCAGGUCUACAUAAAUAACGACGGUUCCUUCAACGUGUUCUCCACCCUGCGGUUCACCCCUCAGGACGGGGACAUGUACACGUGCACUGUGGAGCACUCGGCACUAGAUAAGCCCAUGACAAGAGAGUGGGAUGUGGAGGUGUCUGAGCCCAGACUUGGUCCAUCAGUGUUCUGUGGAGUGGGUCUGACUCUGGGGCUGCUGGGAAUGGCUACUGGAACAUUCUUCCUCAUCAAGGGAAAAGAGAGCCACAGGCAUCCAGGAAUAUAAAAAUAUGACCUCAUAGUAGAGAUUAACAUAUGACCUCAUAGUAGAGAUAACAUAUGACCUCAUAGUAGAGGUCGGAUACAGUCAGAGCCGUAUAAAGAUAUCUUUAACCCUUAUGCUGAUGAUACACAGCUGUACCUGCCCAUUAGUUCCUCUGAUCCUAGUAUGCUGAAUUCCUUAAAUGAAUGUCUUUGUGACAUAAAAAACUGGAUGUCGAACAAUUUCCUCCAGUUGAAUUCUGACAAAACAAAAGUCCUCAUCAUUGGAUCCCAGCACAUAGUGAAACAAAUGAUACCAUCCUUAGGUCCCUUUAAAUUUUUAGACUGUGUAAAACCUGUUGCAAAGAAUCUUGGUGUCUGGUUUGACAGUAAUUUAAGCUUUGAACGUCACAUCACAAAGCUCAUACAGUCUUGUUUCUAUCACCUCAGAAAUAUUUCCAAGAUUAGUUCCAUCUUAACUUUUAAAGACACUGAUACCAUUAUACAUGCAUUUAUUUCUUCACGCCUGGAUUACUGCAAUAGUCUUUUUUCUUGUCUGAACCAAAAAUCUAUAAAGAGACUUCAAACUGUUCAGAAUUCAGCUGCCCGGCUUCUUACUAAGACAAAGUACUGUAAUCACAUUACUCCUGUUUUAGCCUCACUGCACUGGCUCCCAAUAAGCUUUAGAAUUGAUUUUAAGAUUCUUCUGAUUACUUUUAAAGCUCUACAUGGCCUGUCUCCCAACUACAUAUCUGAUCUCCUAGUACCUUAUACACCUGUGUGUACUUUAAGAUCAUCUGGUAGUGGUUUCCUAACUAUUCCUAAGGUCAAUCUCAAAACUAAAGGGGAGAGAGCCUUUAGUGUCAGGGCACCUAGGCUCUGGAAUGACCUGCCUGAUGAAAUCAGGUCAGCCAAGUCAGUAUGCUCUUUUAAAUCCCUCCUUAAAACUCAUUUUUACAAGCAAGCCUUCCUUAGUUUUGUUUAAGUAAUAUACUUCAUUUUGUGUUAAGUUUAUUAAGUUUUAUUUCUGUGUCAAGUUUUAUUUCAGUAAGUUUUGUUUCAGUGUCAAGUUUUA
Messenger RNA from Alosa alosa (allis shad), 1875 nucleotides. RefSeq names its product H-2 class II histocompatibility antigen, A-Q alpha chain-like. Gene Ontology annotation, molecular function: MHC class II protein complex binding. Lineage: Eukaryota; Metazoa; Chordata; Actinopteri; Clupeiformes; Clupeidae. The coding region runs from base 55 to 825 and encodes 256 amino acids. Gene Ontology annotation, biological process: antigen processing and presentation of exogenous peptide antigen via MHC class II; positive regulation of T cell activation; peptide antigen assembly with MHC class II protein complex. The transcript is spliced from 4 exons. Gene Ontology annotation, cellular component: MHC class II protein complex. The record is from RefSeq and is a predicted model, not a curated record.